AUGGGGAUUCUAGAUUCUCUUGAUCUAUCUCAUCACCAUUUCUCUGGCAAGAUACCUACAAGCUUAGCUGAAAUACACACUCUUGGUGUUCUUGAUUUGUCGAACAAUAAUUUGUGUGGAAAAAUUUCAACGAGUACUCAACUUCAAAGCUUCAAUGCUUCGUCUUAUGCCGGGAAUGAUGGACUCUGUGGCAAUCCUCUACCGAUGUGCAUUGAACAUAGCUUGAGGCCAUCCACCACUAAUCCGGUGGAUAACACGAAUGAGAAAGACGGCAACAACUUCUCAUUUAUGCAAGAAGUUGGCAUAUCAAUGGGCUUUGGUUUUAUCUUUGGAUUUUGGGGAGUUAUUGGCUCAUUCAUACUGAAGAAAUCAUGGAGAGUUGCAUUUUCUAAGGUGAUGUUUGGAGAUGCAAAAGUGAGAUGCAUAGAGAGCGAGCGAGAAGCUCUUCUUAGCUUCAAGAAGGAUAUCAUUGAUGAGAAUGAAAUUCUCUCGUCGUGGCAAAGCAACGAAUGCUGCGAAUGGCAUGGUGUUGAGUGCAGCGACACCGGUCAUGUCACCGCCCUCCGAAUCUGCAAUAUGGCAUUUGGAGGUAAGAUUGGCUCGUCAUUACUUGCGUUGCAGCAGCUAAAUACCCUUUCCCUUGGUGGCAAUGAUUUCGGUGGAUUUCCAAUCCCGGAAUUCAUUGGUUCCAUGAAACAAUUACAACACUUGCAGCUUAGCUCGUCUAACUUUCGUGGGAUCAUUCCUCCUCAAUUAGGGAACCUUACCAACCUACGCUCACUUGAUCUCUCGUUUAAAUCUCUGUCUUCUAUAUCUCUUUUUCCGAAUGGUUCUGUGUGGGAAUCACUCGAAUCACUGGACUUGUCUUAUAAUAAUCUCACGGGAUCAAUCCCGGACCUGAGAGCAUUUCCUUCAUUGACAGAACUGGUCCUUUCCGGUAAUAACUUUACCAGCUCUAUUCCUAUAAGUAUUGGCCAACUCUCCCACAUUCGAUAUCUCGAUCUUUCUUCUAAUUCGUUGGAAGGUUUAGUCUCCGAAUCCCACUUCUCCAAGCUUCAUAAAUUAGAGUCACUAGAUUUAUCCUUCAAUCCAUUAUUGAUCUUGGAUAUUGCUCCUGAUUGGAGUCCUCCUUUUCAGUUGAGUGCUAUAAAAUUAGCCGGGUGCAAUGUGGGCCCGUAUUUUCCAAAUUGGAUUCGAACUCAGAUAAAUUUGUCUAUUCUUGAUCACAGUGGUGCCAAUAUAACAGAUGAAGCCCCGAAGUGGUUGUGGAGUGUUUCUCCUUCGUUAAAGUCCUUGUAUCUCUCUUACAAUCAAAUAAGUGGUACAGUUCCGAAGCUCUCAUCCACUUCCAUCAAGUAUAUAGAUCUUAGUUACAAUCAACUUUCAGGUCCUAUAACGUUAUUUACUAACAACGUUUCCGAGAAUCGGUUGAGUGGAAACAUGUUCUCCAUGUCAAUUUCAUCUAUUUGCAAAACUCUCCACGAUGAGGUUAAACACAUUGACCUAUCCAACAAUCAACUGGCCGGAGAGGUUCCCCGCUGCUGGGAGAAAAUGGCGGGCCUUUUGUCCCUCAGUUUGGCUAGCAACAGUUUUUCGGGUGAAAUUCCUCUCUCCUUGGGAGUAUUACAUAACCUCGGUGCACUACAAAUGCAUGGUAAUAAUUUAUCGGGUGAGUUGCCUUACGAUUUGAGACAUUGUCAAGAAUUGAAAAUCAUUGAUGUUGGGGAGAACAAGUUAACAGGAGAGAUCCCUUCUUGGAUUGGCCAGCUGGAUCAAAUGCAAAUUAUAAACCUUCAUGAGAAUAAAUUGCAUGGCAGUAUUCCUCAGGAGAUAUGCGAUCUUAUUAGUAUUCAAAUUCUAGAUCUGUCGUUAAACAAUCUAUCUGGGAUAAUACCCGAUUGCUUCGACAAUUUUAAUAUCUUGUCUAGUAAGUAUGCCUUGAUUCCAUCCAUUUAUGGAAAUUUUUUUGGUCAAAUUGAUGCUAAGAUCGAUGGCUAUACAGUAUUAAAUGGUGAAUGUUUUGGUAUUGGAGAUCGUGUUACUAUCAACGCAAUAAGUGCUAUGGAUAUUCAUUGUUUCAAUGGAAAGGGAUUAAGAUCCUUGAAUCUAUCUAGAAAUAGUUUGAAUGGAUAUAUAAUUCCAGAUAUUGGUAAAAUGGAGAUGCUAGAGUCUCUUGAUCUGUCUCACAACAAACUUUUUGGCAAGAUACCUACAAGUUUGGCACAAAUAAACACUCUUGGCGUUCUUGAUUUGUCCAACAACAAUUUGUCUGGAAAAAUUCAUCGGCUUAUGCAGAGAAUUAUGGACUAUGUGGUGACCCUAUGCCAAAAAAUCAUGGAGAAUCGCAUUCUUCAGUUUGUUGGAUGCUAUUGGAGAUUGGAUCUAUAUCAGGAUUAUUGUGUUUGUACCCAAAAUGCAAACAAGGCUGAAAUACUUAUGUCAGGAGAUGCAAACGCGAUAUGCAUAGAGUGGGAGAGAGAAGAUCUUCUAAGCUUCAAAAACGGCCUCAUCGAUGAGGAUGGUAUUCUCUCGUCGUGGCAAAGCAACGAAUGCUGCGAAUGGCACGGUGUCGAGUGCAGCAACACCACUGGCCAUGUAAUCACCCUUGACCUCCAAUGCAAUCUAUGUACAUUGCAAGGCGAGGUUCGUUCUUCGUUGCUUGAGUUGCAUCAUUUAAAUCAUCUUGACCUCAGUCGGAAUGACUUUGGAGGCAUUCCUAUCCCAGAAUUCAUUUAUUCCAUGAAACAAUUACAACACUUGCAUCUUAGUUUUUCCAACUUUUCUACUACCAUUCCUCCUCAGUUAGGAAACCUUACCAACCUACGCUCACUCGACCUUAGUGGGAACGGUAUUAGGAACAUCCCUCCUCAGUUGUGGAACCUUACCAACCUACGCUCACUUAAUCUCGGGUAUAACUCUUUGGAUUCCGAGUCUCUUUCUCUUUCUAUAAGUUCAGGUUUUGUAUUGGAAUCACUCGAAAUACUAAACUUGGCUGAGAAUCAACUCAAUGGAUUGAUGUUUGACCUUAGAGCAUUUCCUUCAUUGACAAACCUAUACCUUAUGGGAAAUAACUUUAUUGGAUCCAUUCAUGUAAGCAUUGGUCAACUAUCCAAUCUUCAAGAUCUAUUUCUUCAAUCCAAUUCUUUGGAAGGUUUAGUGUCAGAAUAUCACUUCACCAAGCUUAAUAAGUUAAAGAGACUAGACUUAUCCUUCAAUUCAUUGAUCAUGGAUAUUGCUCCUGAUUGGAAUCCUCCUUUUCAAUUGAGUUCUCUAUCUUUAGCCGGAUGCAAUGUGGGCCCAUAUUUUCCAAACUGGUUCCGAACUCAGAGGAAUUUGGCAUAUCUUGAUCUUCGCUGUGCAAAUAUACAAGAAGAAGUCCCAAAGUGGUUGUGGAGUACAUCUUCAAUAAACUACUUAUAUCUCUCGGAUAAUCAAAUAAGUGGUAUGAUUCCAAAUCUCUCAUCCGCCUCCAUCUUGUCUAUGGAUCUUAGUAACAAUCAAUUAUCAGGUCCUAUACCAUUAUUUCCUAGCAAGGCUUCGCGCAUUUUAUUGAGUGGAAAUAUGUUAUCUGGUUCAAUUUCAUCCAUUUGCAAUACGAGAACUAAAUCCAAUUGA
Salvia hispanica is the source of this 3615-nucleotide messenger RNA. Its product is annotated as receptor-like protein EIX2. Gene Ontology annotation, molecular function: protein binding. Lineage: Eukaryota; Viridiplantae; Streptophyta; Magnoliopsida; Lamiales; Lamiaceae. The record is from RefSeq and is a predicted model, not a curated record.